Schistocerca gregaria is the source of this 2398-nucleotide messenger RNA. RefSeq names its product actin, cytoplasmic A3a. Gene Ontology annotation, biological process: mitotic cytokinesis. The coding region runs from base 757 to 1887 and encodes 376 amino acids. The transcript is spliced from 5 exons. NCBI's taxonomy places the organism in Eukaryota, Metazoa, Arthropoda, Insecta, Orthoptera, Acrididae. The record is from RefSeq and is a predicted model, not a curated record.
CUCAUGCUUUGAACAAACUUACUCAGCAACGCGUGCAUAUGGUACUGUACCUUUGCCUUUAGAUCACAUGCGCGGGAAACAAUGUGUUAGCUUUGUUUUCUCUCCAAAACAUUUUCCUAGGACUAAUGCGAGUAUUCUAUCUACAGUACUGAAUCACUAUUAAAUUGUUUAGGUUACUGUACGAGAUCUGAAAGCUUAGUACUUUGAUACUUCACUGUCUUUCACGCAGAUUGUACUUGUGACAUUUUCGCAACAAACUGGCAGAACAGUAGUAUUAAGAUUAGGAAACUUAUAACAAGCAACGAACGCUUGCACAAAAUAUUGGGUAAUAUCUGAUUGAGGUGAAUCUCAUAUCCUUCAUAAGCUGCACUCCAAGAUAACGCAAUGUACGACUUACGAAUACUCACAGGGCAAUAAAACCAUACAAUGAGUCUCCGAAAGCUAGGAAAACUAAUUCUGGUUUGCAGCCUCGAUAUUUACAAAUUUUUAAUACGGAAUGUCAUCCACCGUGAAAUUAAAUUACGUUUCUGAAACUACAUUAAAUAUAGGUCCAACAAGUUUUUUAUUGCGGAAAGUCACGACAAUAGUGAUUUCAAAUGCAUGGAAAAUGCUACCAGAAGUGUCAAAACAGCGCACAGAAACUUAAUGAAACAAAACAGUAUCGCAAAGACAAAUUUCAGUGUUAAGUUGCAAUCGUUUUUGUAACCGUUCUUGUAACUACGAAAGCUGUUUAACUACAGGUUCCAAUAAUUCAACAUGUGUGACGAAGAAGUUGCUGCUCUCGUUGUGGACAAUGGAUCCGGAAUGUGCAAGGCUGGCUUCGCCGGCGAUGAUGCACCAAGGGCCGUAUUCCCUUCAAUUGUUGGUCGCCCAAGGCAUCAGGGAGUGAUGGUGGGCAUGGGACAGAAAGAUAGCUAUGUUGGUGACGAAGCCCAGUCUAAGAGAGGUAUCCUUACUCUGAAGUAUCCAAUUGAGCACGGAAUUGUCACAAACUGGGACGACAUGGAAAAAAUUUGGCACCACACCUUCUACAACGAGCUUAGGGUGGCGCCCGAGGAACAUCCCGUUCUUCUGACUGAAGCCCCAUUGAACCCCAAGGCAAACAGGGAGAAGAUGACUCAGAUCAUGUUCGAAACUUUCAACACCCCAGCCAUGUACGUAGCUAUUCAGGCCGUGCUCUCCCUGUACGCCUCUGGUAGGACAACUGGUAUUGUGUUGGAUUCUGGUGAUGGCGUUUCGCACACCGUGCCAAUUUAUGAAGGUUAUGCCCUGCCCCAUGCCAUCCUCAGAUUGGACUUGGCUGGCCGUGAUUUAACAGACUACCUGAUGAAGAUUCUUACUGAGAGGGGCUACAGCUUUACCACCACAGCUGAACGCGAAAUUGUAAGAGACAUUAAGGAGAAAUUGUGCUAUGUUGCACUAGACUUUGAACAGGAGAUGGCUACUGCUGCAUCCUCCAGUUCUCUAGAGAAAUCCUAUGAAUUGCCUGAUGGCCAGGUAAUUACCAUUGGUAACGAGCGAUUCAGGUGCCCUGAGGCACUGUUCCAGCCUUCAUUCCUGGGUAUGGAAGCAAAUGGUAUCCACGAAACUACCUACAACUCUAUCAUGAAGUGUGAUGUAGACAUCAGGAAAGAUCUGUAUGCCAACACAGUACUUUCUGGUGGUACUACCAUGUACCCUGGCAUUGCUGACAGGAUGCAGAAGGAAAUCACUGCCCUUGCACCUUCUACCAUGAAGAUAAAGAUCAUUGCUCCACCUGAGAGGAAAUACUCAGUCUGGAUUGGAGGUUCCAUCUUGGCAUCUCUUUCCACCUUCCAGCAGAUGUGGAUCUCUAAGCAAGAAUAUGAUGAAUCUGGUCCAUCAAUUGUCCACAGGAAAUGCUUCUAAGCAGUUGCCUAAUUAUUUUGUUCAGGUGAAGUAUUUAUACUUCUAUCAUGCCAGACCAUUUCAGGCACCACCAGGUGUGGCCAAAAGACUUUCUUUAUUGUAUUAUGUUGAACAGUUUAAACUCCUUGUAUUAUAAGAUUCGAAGUGUUUUCGUUACAAUUUACAAUUGAGGAAGGUAGGCUGCAUUUUUCUAUUUAAGAAUCACCUCAUUAUAUCCUGGUGUUUCUGUGACUGAGUAACUGAAAUGUGAUGUAUAACUUGUGUUAAAAUUGAAGAAAGUGGAUAAGCUUCCUGUACCAGAAUGUAAAUUUCUUAAUGUUUUGUAUUUGAAAUGACUUUUGUAUUGCAUUUAUUAAGCAAUUCACAAGUUGUGCAAGUUUCCUUUCUAAGCAACUUGGCAUUGUCUUGAGAUUAAAGAUGUGCUGAGUAAAUGUCAAUAGCCAAAGUAUUAACUUAUUCCCAUGUGCAGACAAGAAAUUAGUGGGAAAAUAAAACUUAUUUAAAACAUGAA